AUGCGCUUUGCACAUCCAGACUCCGAGCUCAGCACAGAUUUUAUUAUCCACGAAGCUUUCGCUGUGGUAGAUGCAAUAAUGGAUUCGCUGAGUUAUGUCGUCGUGGACAAAGUGCCAGCUCCACGGGUGUUUGAGAUGGCAGUGACCUGGAUGAGAUAUAAAGUUCUAGAUCGCAGAGUUACAGUCUCAGAGCCCAUCGAACUGGACGACUCUUCAGGGGAAGAACAGGAGGCGACUUUUGCAAUGGUGUGUGCAGACCGGGCCUUCGUCCACCCAUCUGCAGAGCCUGCAGAGCCUUUUCAGAUUUAUUGCUUGAGUAUAUGUGGUUCCUGCGGUAUUCUGACCUAUGUACUUCGAUCUGAAGCUAAGGCAAAGGAGAAGGCUAAGAAAGUGAUGAAGCCAAGGACGAAGAUGAAACCCCGGGCAAGGGUGAAGCCGACGGCGGCCCCAAAAAAGAUAAAGCCGACGCAGUCGCCAAAAAAGGCAGCGACUCCAGCUGCUGUGGAUCCGACCGAGGUUGAGGCAGCUGCGAAUCCGAGGGAUGCUGGGGAUGAAGCUGCGGUUCCUAUGGCUGGGGAUCGCAAGAGUUUCGCUGGCCGUUAUGUUCCGGGUGGGCCCCCUCACUCCUGGAGAUUUGAAGCUGCCAUCGAAGCCUUUGAUAUGCACCUGCAUGUGGCUGAGGAACUGCGCAACAAGGGCCUUGCUACCGGCAGCAAUGCGCAAAGGGCCUUCAUGUCCUACUUAAGUGCCGAAGGAUUCCUCGAUCUGACAGCAAAAGAUGACAUCGAUAUGGCUGCACACGAGCUGGCAGUUGCAUAUGCCACGCAGAAGGCCUGCUUGAGCCGUGGUUGA
Messenger RNA from Symbiodinium sp. CCMP2592, 852 nucleotides. NCBI's taxonomy places the organism in Eukaryota, Dinophyceae, Suessiales, Symbiodiniaceae. The record is from the annotation of a GenBank genome assembly.